Messenger RNA from Drosophila virilis, 974 nucleotides. RefSeq names its product nenya (gene nenya). NCBI's taxonomy places the organism in Eukaryota, Metazoa, Arthropoda, Insecta, Diptera, Drosophilidae. Gene Ontology annotation, molecular function: SUMO transferase activity. Gene Ontology annotation, biological process: protein sumoylation; homologous chromosome pairing at meiosis; reciprocal meiotic recombination. Gene Ontology annotation, cellular component: synaptonemal complex. The record is from RefSeq and is a predicted model, not a curated record.
AGUUAUUAGUUGUUCACAAAAACAAAGCCGUUUAAACUUUGUACCAAGCAAAUUGUAUUGAUAUAACACAACAGAGUGGCAAGGACGUCCUUCAUCUCGAGCCUAUCCGUGUUGCCAGAUAGUUGCAUGAAAUCCGUGAGUUGUGUAUUUAAAGUAAGUUAGAUUAUGCUUCCCAUAUACUGUAAUAAUUGCUUUAGCAAGCGGGAUUCUAAGCCCGAUAUAAAAUUUAAACUUACUCGCUGCCAUCACAUAAUCUGCGCUAGAUGCAUGCCCAAAUCAGCUAAUGGCGACCAAAAGUGUCCCGUCUGCAAUCGCAGCUUAAGUGCCGUCACAAUAACACACGAUAUGCCCAGCAAUGUUGCCAACUAUUUUUUGGAUCCCAUCAUCUUUUUGAGAAUGUAUCGGACCAUAAGCAAGUUUCAAAGUAAACAGCGUAUCAUUCACUACACGAACUUCUACAAGCAGAAGGCGCGCAUGGCCAAAAAGAAACGCAAGCUGCAGGGCUACAGAAAGCUGCAGGCACAAUUGCUGGAGCAAAAUGAAACGGAAACGAAGCGCAUCGUCGAGUUGCGCGACUAUAUUGACUACCAUGAACGUCGCGAAGAGGCAUUGCUGCCCGAUACUAGCUUAAGUUCCACUGAUAUCACGAGCACGGCACGCAUGAUGUGCCGCCCCCGCACACCCUCAUUUAGCACCACAGACACGACGCCUACUGAUUCGGAAAUUGAUAUGAGCGACAGCUAUCUCCUGGAGGAAUUUAAUAAGUUACUCUCACAGGCGACCUCAACAACAUCAGCUGGGAAGUCUGUAAAAAAGGGGCGAAAGGGUAGGAAACCAAAACUAUUGAAAUUUAAGAAGAAAUAAAACUGUUUAUUUUUAUAUACAAUUGAUGAACGACUCACUUUUAAUUAAGGAACGUGUAAAGUCAGAUGUUUUAUGAAUAUAUGAAUAAUAAACUCGUAAUUUCCGCUACU